Messenger RNA from Sorghum bicolor (sorghum), 1332 nucleotides. RefSeq names its product auxin-induced protein 6B. Gene Ontology annotation, biological process: response to auxin. The record is from RefSeq and is a predicted model, not a curated record. Lineage: Eukaryota; Viridiplantae; Streptophyta; Magnoliopsida; Poales; Poaceae. The transcript has a single exon. Bases 344 to 748 code for a protein of 134 amino acids.
CCUAAUCAUACGAACAAGAGAGGAGAGGAGACCACGUCGUCCUCCGCUAAUUCUCCGCGCAGUGGUUGCCCGCCACCAACUCCAACAAGACAGCAGCGAUCGAGCUCACCACAAAGCAGCAGCGCAGCCAUGGCGCCCACCAUCCCUGUCCCAUGCCCAGGCGCCACGGUUAUUACCUACUCUACUAGCUAGCUAAGCCCUCCACGCCCCCUCUGCCCGCCCCGCCGUUGUCCGUUGAACCGGCCGGCGAUCAAGAACAGCUGUUAUAUAUACAUAUAGGUGCACCAGCGUUGUUGCGCCUGCACUUCGUCCGGCGACGUACGUACGAGUACGACGAUCGGCGAUGAUGGUGAUGGGCUACUUCCGGUCGACGAACAAGUCCGCGACGUCGGCAGCGGGCGGCAAGAACAAGAAGAAGGCGAAGAACAGCUGUGCGCCGGCGGCGCGCGAGGAGGCGGCCGGACUGCGGGAGGCGCUGCUGGACCAGCCGGCGGCGGCGGAGGAGGACGGCGGCGUUCCUAAGGGCUACUUCGCGGUGUACGCCGGGGAGGAGUCCCGCCGGUUCGUCGUGCCCACGGGGUACCUCCGGGAGCCGGCGUUCCGGGACCUCAUGGAGCGCGCCGCCGACGAGUUCGGCUUCGCGCAGGCCGGCGGCCUGCGCGUGCCCUGCGCCGAGGAGGACUUCGAGGACCUCCUGCGCCGUCUCCAGCGCAAGAACGGCGGCGCCGUCGGGAAGGGCAAGAAAUAAAGCCGUCGUCGGCCGGUAGAUGAUCGACAACACCUCGCUAGCUAGGUUCCUUCUUGUUUGUAACAAUUUGCUUGUUGUUGACGUACGUGUAGAUCAGAUCAGAUCAGUUCAUCAGUUGAGGUGAGGAUGCAGUUCUUGUACAGAAUGCAAGCAACCAAGCAGCCACAUGCAUGCAUGCAUGGUAGCGUAGCUCUGAAUGCAUGGCGUGUUGAUUCACUGUUGCUUCCGUGAACCGUGGAGAAAGAGUAUACAGACUUACAGAGAACUCCUGGGGAAAUUCAGCUAUUUAUUAUUUCAUAUGUCUGAAACUUGUGAGAUUCGAUUCAAAUUUCGACGUUCCAAACAGUCCGUACGAGAUAUGCAUGAUGGGAUCGAGGAGAAGUAUGUAGAAAGAAGACAGGGCUUUAUUUCUUCAGUUCAUGUUGUAUUUUUGUGAUUAGAGGAGCAGUCCUCUUCAGAGUUCAGAGGAUGAACCCUUGUCUUGUCAUGCUGUUCCUAUUCUUACAGAAACCGAGAAAAAGAUUGCCUUUUUUUUUGGAUUUGUACUAUUUUUCAUCUUAUUUACAAACUUGAUCUAUUUGGUU